This is a messenger RNA of Psilocybe cubensis, 2853 nucleotides long. RefSeq lists its product as uncharacterized. Gene Ontology annotation, biological process: protein phosphorylation. The record is from RefSeq and is a predicted model, not a curated record. Gene Ontology annotation, molecular function: protein kinase activity. The transcript is spliced from 4 exons. Bases 1 to 2853 code for a protein of 950 amino acids. NCBI's taxonomy places the organism in Eukaryota, Fungi, Basidiomycota, Agaricomycetes, Agaricales, Agrocybaceae.
AUGAGCCUGGCACCAGUGCCAGACGAAGCGUAUGCUCAAAUCGCAAAUGAGACCAGAGGUCACUAUCUCGUUGGGAUGGACCCACUCGAAUUCUUAGACAACUUUCUUCCCUGGAACGAGAACACACCAACACAUUAUCAACAACAAGUUGUAAGCGAAACUAGAGAAAACAACCUCAAAUCUGUACCGCCAGUCAAGGGCGCAAGGCAUCCAGAACGUUCUAUGUAUAAGCACUAUGUCGACGCUUUGGAUGACUGGGUCAAUGGAAUUGACAACAGUCAGAAAUUGCGGUUUGCGCACUUCAAAAAGCCCGAUGUUGAUUGCGCGUCAUUGAAUGUGGGCGUGUCUACGUAUUGGCAGUCCGAUUUUCCAUCUGUACCUUCGAAGGGUUCAUGCGCAUUUUCUCUUCAACAAACACACGAGGAAUUUAGAGUAGAUCACACGUACGACGCAUUUUCUCAUGUUAACGACGAAAAACCGAACACCGAGAACCCCAACGAGAACGCUACUGGUGACCAAGAUCCUUCCAACUCUGCUAGUGCUGAAGACGCCUCCCAAAAGAGUGCCAAGGAGGCAAACAAGCCCGCUAGUUCUCUCGACGUUGUCGAUAAAAUUGCAGGAGAUGCUGAAACCUUCAACGAAGAUCUCGGUGAUGUUUCUGAAGAGAGUGCUGAACACGCGCCGCCAAAGGAUUCUCAUCACGACCACGUUAACAAUGAACUACUAAAGAACAAAUACCCGUUCAUGGACGUUAUUGGUUAUUGGGAUUCUUCCAUUUCUACUAGCAGUGCUAAUAGCACCGGAAAUGGGGCCGGGAAUGCAGACAAGCCUGCUAACUCUCUCAGCGUUGUCAACAAAAAAGGUGAUUCUGAAAGCUCUGAAGAGGGUGCUAAACACGCCCCGUCAAAGGAUUCUCAGCACGAGUUGAAAGAGGAUGCCAAACAGCCUACUGUGGUCGAAACCGCGGACACCUCCAAGCAAUCUGCGAGUUCUCGCGCUCUGGUCUCCGAAGUUGAGAAAGACACACAGCGUGCGAUCCGUACGCGUGGUCAAAUUGCCGCCUAUGCUGGUGUAGCGAUGUCUAUGUCGUUCAGGUCCCAUUUCUUUUCCUUGUUGAUUCUGGGGGAAUUCGCGCGGUUCAUACGAUGGGACCGUCGAGGCGCCGUCGUUAGCACCCGAUUCAACUACGUCAAACGACCUAGUUUGAUCUUUGGGUUCUACCUUCGCUUUGGACAACUGUCACUCCGCCAACGGGGAUUCGAUACCAAUGCCGUUCGGGUUCCGAGCCAAACGCUUCCUGAGGAUGUGGCGAGUGCUUUUGAUAAUUAUUACGAGCGGUCCUGGCAUGAAGGUGCGAAAUUCAGUCAUCACAAGGACAAUUUGGACGGCAGGCCUCGAAGACGGGCGAAAGAGUCAAAAUUUCAUCGCGUCACUGUCAAUGAUUCUACUAUAAAUCAAACCGAAUCAUUUUUUGUCCCAGCACCUGUAUACAGGCCUAGUGUCAUCAACCCUUUCACCCGCGGCUCUAGACGAUCACUGGCCUAUUUAGAUCAUCCAGACAAGACAGAGAGAAAAAUGUGCUUCAUGAAGGAUUCGUGGCAGGAGGAUUCGGCGCGGACAGCGCCUGAAGCUGAUAUAUAUCGCAGACUUCACGAACACGGAGUUCCGAAUAUUGCGUCCAUGCGCCUUGGCGACGACGUUGCUGAUAUGCAGACUGAGACGCAGGAAUGGUGGGGCAGUCUCAACCAUAGUGGACGAUUCAAGCGUUUUGGAUUUGGAUAUAUGGUUUGCCAUCGUCUUGUGCUCAAUACCGUUGCUCGAGAUUUGUCGACGUUCACUUGGUGCAAGGUUCUCCUUUCAUGUCUUGCGGAUGUUGUUGAUGCCGCUCAAGCAGCCUUCAAGGCAGGCAUUUUACACAGAGACAUUAGCGCGAGUAAUAUUAUGAUCGUGAUGGAUAAGGAGACAAAGGAAUGGAGAGGAGUUCUCAUUGACUGGGAUAUGUGUUUGCUUCUUGAGAAGCGUGAAAAGCAUUUGCAAAAAACAGGUACUUGGGGUUUUAUUUCUGCGAGGAUUUUGCAGGCGCGUUCCUCUGAGCCCGUCACGCACUCCCUCGGGGAUGAUAUGGAGUCCAUCUUUUGGGUUCUCGUAUACCAAGUCCUCCGGUAUACUCGUCAUAGAGAUAGCCCUUGCCAACUAUACCACAAGAUGGAUAGGCUCUUUAACGAUUCAGUCACAACCGAAAACAACGAGGUUAUCGGAGGGUCUGUAAAACGUGUCACCAUUUUGGACUGUUCCGUCGGAAACGUCGACAAAGCCUUGGGCAAUUUCCAGGUGACUGACCUGGUUGAUGUCUUCACCGUUAUCUGUGAACAGUUUCAAUCCCGUUACCCCCAUGGCCCCAGAAAAGGCAGAAUGCGUGAAUUCUUGAAAAUUCAGCCCACCGCUGCUACUAUUCCAACUGUUCAAGUUGAUUGGGAUAGCCCAGACGAGAAGUGGUUUUCGACUCUUCUACGACGGGCAGCUGAAUUAAUGCAGCCACUUGGUGUAACCCCUACCGCAUUAGAGUCACCAAGCAAUGAUUCCAAGCCACCAAUCGACCCCACGUUAUGGAAACGAGCUAAGAUCAGUCGUUAUCCGCCCGAUUAUUUUGAAAUGCCAUGGUGGAAAGACAAAACCAAGUCCACGACAGCCAACGAAAACAGCUAUAGUAAGAUUGUUACUAGCUCUCAAAUGAACCACAUAGAUGGACUCUCCGCCAGUUUGCGCAAGCGCCCUCUCGAAGUUAACAACGAUGACGGACGUCUGACAGACGGUGACGCGAUAGACAGAGCCAAAAGACAGCGGCAGCGGUGA